GAGAGUUUAUAUGCAGGUAGUGCGAAUACAAGGAACACCUUCUGGUUUCUAAUGUUCUUUUAUGUUGUCCUAAGAAUCCAGCUUCUGUUAAGUGCUGUUCUCACCUCUUUGCCUGAUCUCGUUUUAUAAGUGCAUAGCGAGCUAGAGAGGAGCUUUCACCAGAAUCAUGGAUCUCCAGAGAAACGUCUCUGAUAAAGAGAAGAUGCAAGAAAUUGGAGCAGAACUAGAACGUUUGCGUGCCGAAAACAAGGAGCUCAGCCUUUUGCUCCAUUCAAUGAAUCAUAAGUACACCACCCUUCAAGCUCAUGUAGAGAAGAUAAGGGAAGAAAUGGACUGUAUGAAUGAGUCGAGCCAUGACUUGAUCAAGAGACAACCUAUUGAGUCGGUAAAGCCAAAUCUUACACGCAGAUAUUUCAGGACAAAUGAAGAUAGUGCUAGCUUAAUAGUCAAGGAUGGGUACCAUUGGAGGAAGUAUGGACAGAAGAUUACUAAAGAUAAUCCAUCCCCUCGUGCUUAUUUUAGGUGUUCUAUGGCUCCAGAAUGUCAUGUUAAGAAGAAGGUUCAGCGAAGUCCAGAUGAUAAAUCAGUUCUGGUGGCAACAUAUGAAGGAGAACACAACCACCCCUUGCCCGGAGAGCUCGACGGCAUGACAUCAUUACCAAAUAUCUCCAGCACUGGCUUAAUGGUUGGAUUUUCUAGUUCUACAUCCAGGGACCAAUCUCAGCCGGAGGUCACCCUUGGGCUUGCUCUAUGUGGGAGCAAUCAUGAAGCAGUAAGGUCCACGGAGACUCUCAUAAACGAGACCAACAACAAUAAUAAUAUCAUGGAAGAGUGCAUCACACUUUUGAGUGGAGAUCCUAACUUUAGAGUAGCCUUGGCAGCUGCAGUUGCACGCUCAGUUCUCUCUAAUCAUCCAUCAAAUAGCUGAACAUCACGUACCAAUAUAUGUUUUGGUUCAUGAAGGCUUAUAAGUCUCUUCCAUUGUGUAAAAAUAAUCGAAUGUAAAAAAAAAA
Molecule: messenger RNA, 1013 nt
Organism: Phoenix dactylifera (date palm)
Lineage: Eukaryota; Viridiplantae; Streptophyta; Magnoliopsida; Arecales; Arecaceae
Source: RefSeq, a predicted model, not a curated record